This is a messenger RNA of Hemiscyllium ocellatum (epaulette shark), 1934 nucleotides long. RefSeq names its product H-2 class I histocompatibility antigen, Q9 alpha chain-like. Gene Ontology annotation, cellular component: external side of plasma membrane. Gene Ontology annotation, biological process: immune response. The transcript is spliced from 8 exons. The coding region runs from base 133 to 1170 and encodes 345 amino acids. NCBI's taxonomy places the organism in Eukaryota, Metazoa, Chordata, Chondrichthyes, Orectolobiformes, Hemiscylliidae. The record is from RefSeq and is a predicted model, not a curated record.
UCACCAGCUCUGGGUCAGAGCACAGACAGACAGGGGCAGAGCAGGAGACUGGCAGCAUCUGUCCAGUUCCAAGAUCAACUCUUCCAAAAGUAGUGACUACAGACUGUUCUUCAACCUCGGAGACGGAAGAUAAUGAUGAUGAGACUCAUACUUCUCGCCCUCCUGUGUGGAGGGGCAUCUGCAGUGUCAGUGUCUCACUCCCUGCGGUAUUUUUCCUCCUGGAUGAGCCCGAUGCCGGGAUUGCCGGAGUUUGUGCUGGUCGGUUAUGUGGAUGAGCAGGAGUUUGUUCACUAUGACAGUGAUCGGAAAAAGAUGAUCCCGCGGCAGCGCUGGAUCGCGGAGCGUGAGGGAAAGGAUUACUGGGAUGGGCAGACACAGAUCCUGCGGGAUGAGGAGCCGGUGGGAAAGGCCGACAUCCAGACCAUGAUGGGGAGGACCAACCAGACCGGGGGGAUCCACACUGUCCAGCUGAUGUACGGCUGUGAGCUCCGGGAGGACGGCACCACCGGCGGGUUUAUGCAGUUCGGCUGGGACGGCCGGGACUUGAUCAGCUUCGACAAGGACAGCCAGGUGUGGGUGACCCCCGUCAGCUGGGGGCAGAUCACCAAAAAUAAAUGGGACAACACCCCGGGAUUAAACCAACAGCGGAAGGGUUACCUGGAGGGAAUCUGCAUCGAGUGGCUGAAAAAAUACCUGGAAUACGGAAAGGAGCAACUGAGACCAGUGAAACCCUCUGUAACCCUGACCCCUGUGAGGGAGAAUAAAGAUCUCUCCUGUAUCGCCACUGGCUUCUACCCUCAGGCCAUUGAGGUGAAUCUGUUCCGGGGUGGAGUAAGGAUUGAUGACUCAGAAUCGACUGGAAUCCGACCCAAUCACGAUGGAUCCUACCAGAUCCGCAAGUGGAUGGAGUUUGACCCAAAUUCCCAGGCCAAGUAUUCCUGCGAGGUGGAACACAGCGGAUUGGGGCAGAAGCUGGUGGUGUUUUAUGAACCAAAGAGCAGCUCCAUCAUCCUGAUUAUAAUCGGUAUUGUCGUUGCUCUCCUGCUAAUUGUUGCUGUCAUCGCUGGGGUUGUCUGGUACAAGAAGAAAGCAGGCCAGAAGGCAGACUACAAACCAGCGAAGAGUUCUGAUAGAGGGGAGUCCUCCUCAAACUCCUCUGCCAAUGCCUAGAGCUGACUCUCGUGUCCCACAGAUAUUCCUGGGAGUUCAGACAACACGUUGGCAACAGGAUUUUAUUGAAGAACUGGGGGAGGGAGGGGGGAUUUCUGUCACGUUAACAGUUCUCUGUCUUGUAACAGGGUGUGGGGGAACCUUGAUUCUAAAUGUUUGCUCCUGCUGAUUGAAGCUUUGAUUUGCACUGACCUUUGUACUGACUGGGGGGAUGCAGCUGAACUCAGGCACUUCAGCCUGAGGCUUGUUUUCAAUGUUGUAUUUUAAGGGGUGAAGCCCCCUCAUUGUGACUGGACUGAAGGGAAGGGACUCUGUGGGAGAAUGACUCUCAGCUCCAGCUCACUCACUCACUCACUCACUCCCACCCUCACGGUCUGGCUGCUGUGUCAGAUACAUUCCCUGGUGCUGGACCUUCACACCCACUCAGUCCAACUGGCCCCUGACAAACUCUGGGGUCCGCAGGGACAGUCCCUCCCACCGGACAGUUCCCAGAGAGGGGAGGGGGGUGUGUGGGCCUGAUUCCAGAGACCUUCCGUCCGAGUCAGUGGGGGCUACAGAUCCGGGGGGGCCUGCUUUGUGUGCUGAUUCAAGAUGGGAGGGAAGUGCCUGAUGAUAUGGGGCAGUGGGGGGAGGAAUGAUCAGAUUUAUUAUUUUUUUGCAGGUGGUUUAAGAGGGAAAGCUUUGUUAAAUGUUUGCAAAUACAAUUUUGUCUCUGUAAUUUCACAGUUUCUCGAUUUGCCAAUAAAUGAGGUUUGGCGACUCCA